Molecule: messenger RNA, 1308 nt
Organism: Aspergillus aculeatus ATCC 16872
Lineage: Eukaryota; Fungi; Ascomycota; Eurotiomycetes; Eurotiales; Aspergillaceae
Exons: 1
Coding region: 1-1308 (435 amino acids)
Source: RefSeq, a predicted model, not a curated record
AUGGGAAGCAAGCUUGCACACACCCUUUUCACCCUCGCGAGCGUGGGGGUCCUCGCCUCCGCCCAGCUCGCCGUAGACACCACGCCCGUGACGGCCGCCGCCUCCGUCGAGACCGUCUCCAUGAUCGACGCAUCAGGGCUGCCCAUCACGACCGUCUCCGACGCCGGCGACAACGCCUGGUACAUCCCUCUAACGGGGCCCGCCAGCGCCGCGACCGCCGCGUGGGGCGCAAACGUGCACAUGCACAGCGACGCCGCCGCGCUGCUCCCCAUCACCUUCGGCACAGCACCAGCACCCACCAGCACACCCACCGUCCACACAACCCGAACCCUCUCCCAGGAAACCAGCGCCUUACCCACGGCAACUGUCUCCCCAAUAGGCACGCCCUCCGGCGACGAAUCCACGACCUCCACCCUCGAAAUCCCUCUGAACCCCGAAGCAAACGCCCUCCUCCUGGGCGCCGACACAGCCCUCACCAUCUUCAGUACCGUCAUCGCGACCGCCGAGAACCCGACGAACAUCAGCACCACGAACCUGACCACCCUCCCCGUCGGCAUGAACCUAGGCUUCGGGUCCCACUGGCCCGGGGCCCUGGUUUUCGGCGGCAACUACGACGCGAACCGCAUCUGGAACGAAUCGCACUGGCAGACCACCCCGGAAACCAGCGCGGGGAAUGGCAGCUUCGCCCAAACCGGCACGCAGCUCCUCGCCAGCGGCGUCCAGCUGAAACUCUACCCCACGCCCAACCUUACGGGCGACACAAACACAACCUACUACCCCUUCGACACCUCCUCCAACCCAACAACCACCUCCACAACCCUCCCCGCGACCCUCAACUUCACCGCUGAGACCCUGACCGUCCCCGACGCGAGCUUCUGCGAUCGCAACUUCACGGUGGUCUUCAACCCAGCCAGCGCGACGUACCCGCUCUUCGGGAUCCCCAUCUGGGCGGAUCUGGUCCCUGCGGGGUCGCGGUGCGUGGUGGGGAGUGGUGGGGACGAGAUCAUCCUGGGGAGGCCGUUCUUCCAGGCGGCGUAUGUGUACGUCACGGACGUGGGGGAUUUGUAUUUUAGUUCGAUUCGGCGGGAUGGUUCGGUUGGGGUGGCGCCGAGGGAGUUUGAUCUGCAUGCUGUGUUGGGGACCGGGGGGGGCGGUGGGGAUGUUUAUGCUAACGCGACGGCGGAGGAGGCGGGGGCGAAGGCGAGUGCGGUUUCGGGGGCGGGGAGGGUUGCUCCUAUUAUGAGUAGCAGUGCUUGGGGGGGGGUGGUGCUUGUUGUUGGGGUGGUGGUGGUGGGGUGGGCUGUUUAA